Messenger RNA from Exophiala oligosperma, 2796 nucleotides. RefSeq lists its product as uncharacterized. The record is from RefSeq and is a predicted model, not a curated record. The transcript has 5 exons. NCBI's taxonomy places the organism in Eukaryota, Fungi, Ascomycota, Eurotiomycetes, Chaetothyriales, Herpotrichiellaceae. The coding region runs from base 114 to 2738 and encodes 874 amino acids.
ACGCCGAACAUAAAAGACGUGAAUGGCUCCCAAUACACGGACAUGGAGCCGGCAGGGAUGCUUCAUCGGGGUCUUCUUUGGCUUGCCUCGUGCGAUUCUGAAACGUGGCCAACAUGUCCACUCCUUGCCACAAGCUCGCUCUGCUGGCGCUGCUGUUGUCGCUGACGCCUCGAGAAUGUCUUGCGGGCCCGCACAAGAUUCCGCGGGACCCUUCGUUUGCAGGCUGGGAAGCGUGGAAUUCUACUGACAACAAUGCCACCACAAUCACCACGACCACGACCAAGUUUCGUUCCACGACUCGAAGCACGACCACACUCUGCACGACUCAAACUGCCGACAGUCCUCACGCGUGGGGUGACUGGACGGGAUAUGGUCCAGGCACCCAUAACGGUGGUUCGAAGGGAAACCCGAACGACGCCGAGUGGAGUGUGACCGGCUCCAGUGGACACAGUGGGCAGCCUUCUACCUCAAACUGGACGCCCAACGGAUCUUCCAACGGCCCAGACUGGGAUGACGGCAGCUCUGGCUCAUCUGGUGGUUCGUCUGGUGGUUCAUCUGGUGGUUCAUCUGGGGGCUCACUCGGUGGUUCAUCUGACGGUUGGUCGGGUGGUUCGUCAGGCGGCUCACCUGGUGAUACAGGUGGAAAUGCUGGCGGAUCAGAUCAAAGCCAUCCCGGCGGAGCGUAUCAAGGCGGUGGCUGGACUGGAACUGGUACCAAUGGAUGGCAAAACAACACAAACAACGGAUGGCAGAAUAGCACCAGCGACGACUGGAACCCGGAUGAAGGUGUCCCGCCUCUCAGCGCAGAAGCUAUUGCAUUCAUCACCAGUGAAGAGGCCUUAGCAAUUGCUGGAUUUCCUGAUAACGACACGGAUCAGCCCUUGAGGUUUGUCAAACGGCAAAGCGGCCCUGGCAAUUUCAGCGGCGAAAUCACCCAGGAACAAUGGGUCGAUAACGACAUGGACAAUUGGCUGAUUAGAUAUGUGCAAAGAGUGCCCAUUCCUCGACAGCCUGGAACGCGACUCAUGGACAGCACACACUUCUUUCGCGACUUUUGGCUUUCAACGGGAGAAGAGAACCUGGUCCUCUGCGAAAGCUUGUACGAAUCGUGCAAUGUCUCACCCGUCGACGACAGCAAGAGAUAUUCAUACAUCAGCAAAGACGAUGCUUACAGGGCUGCCUUUGUCCGUCAAGUCAUGAAGGUGUGGCAGUCGGGCAACAGACAGGCUUUCCAGAUCGUCAACCAAGCGGUAUCGAAUUCUCAAAUCAACAUCCAAACCGCGCACCGAGUGUUUCUGCAAAGUGACCCUCCCAAAGCGACCAGCAUUUUUGACAUAAUCCUUCCCGCGUUGGCUGCCGUCAGUGUCUUUGCCCCGACUUUGGCCCCGGCAGUUACUCUAUUGAGCAAUAUCUACACGGCCACCAAAUCCUUGAGCAAGCGCGAAGAGGACGAUGCGGAUGUAUUUCGCCGCCGUUAUCCUAGAGCAUCAACCCACGACAAGCGUGCCUCCGACAAUGUCAUCGCGGACAUUCUGGACCGUGUGUCAGCAUUGGAAACGCAGCCCGUCAAAAGCUGGGUCGACGAUGUGAACAAAGGGGUGGAAAAGUCUGCAAAGCUGGUUGAUCAGGCAGCCAAGGCCGUGAUAGCCAUGAAAGGACUCAACCCCGGAGUUGCGCCUUCUACCAUCUCGUCUUGGGAUUUCUUUGAUGCUCGUGUCUUUUCCGACUUUGAGAGUUACCCACUGACGCACCUGGUGGCGUUUGAAAAGAACAUUCUCUACUGGGCCGCCACGGAAUACCAAACCACCAAUGGCCCCGUGGCCGUGGCCGGGAUGAAGAGCAUCCUCCUGGGCGGAGAAUGGGCCAAGAUCAACGCGAACAAGGAGCCAGACUCGGUCACCAUCCCGAAGGUCAAGGCGUUUUUCAAUGCCAUGGUUUUCAUGCAGGUGAUACAGAACCAGGCGAUCUAUUUCUGGACCCAGCGCGUCUCCAGCUCAAGCGCUUGCGAGAGCGCGGCCAAGUCGGCCAAGUCCAAAGGCUGGCUCGCCAACGACGGGUGGUACCAGUGCGCAGACAUCGGGGGACAAUAUGAAUUUCGAAUGGCCCGCCGGCCCAUGCUGAACGAAGGCGAGGCCCAGGUCGUCAACGACCUGACGUGGAACCCGUUCGGCGACAUCCUGCGGGUCACCAUGUUCCCGGGGUCCUCCGACACUUGCUUCGUGCAAAAGAAGACGUGGUUCGAACAGAACUCGGCGGGACUGAACAAUUUCAAAGACGAUCUGCUCAAGUCCGCAGGGUACAACUUCAACAUCGGGGACGUCUACGCGGCGUCGGUGGCGUGCCAGAACGCCCUGGGGGAUCCGUUUGCCGACGAUCAGCCACGACAGGGCAACUUCUACCCCCCCAUGCAGACCAAGGCCACGGCGGAUCAGAUCCUCACGGGGAGUUUGCCCAUGUGCCUCUUCAACCUGCCCGUGUUCGGGGUCGGCGACCCCGUCAAGAACAACUGGUGCAAGUACGCACUGGGCGGCAUGAAGGGCGCCGCCGGCGGACUGAGGUCGUACUACAGGCCUGACCUGGACACCUGCGACUACGACAUCGUCUAUUGGGCGCUGCAGUCCGACAACAAGAUCUGUUUGACCGAUCAACGAAACUACCGGGCCUCGAGUUGGGUCGCACGGCCUGGAUGUGAGAGGUACGAUCGGGGAAUUCACCUGGUGGGAUACCGACGUGCUUGAGACGUGUUGUGAUGUUUGUCCUAGGAGUUUUACGGCGUCAGACAUGUUCCCUUUCCAG